Messenger RNA from Serendipita indica DSM 11827, 165 nucleotides. The record is from the annotation of a GenBank genome assembly. NCBI's taxonomy places the organism in Eukaryota, Fungi, Basidiomycota, Agaricomycetes, Sebacinales, Serendipitaceae.
AUGGAUACAUUAUUUAAUCAUAUUGAGGCGCUCCAGGCCAGGCAGGACUCUACAAUGCGGCCACCGAAAAUACGAGAGAACUAUAUUGGUGUCCUAGGAGUCUUUAGCAACCACAAGGUCGAGAUGGAAGAACUCAAACUGAGGUCGAAGUACAUGAUAAUCUAA